Messenger RNA from Hippopotamus amphibius kiboko, 4389 nucleotides. Its product is annotated as ovostatin homolog 2-like. Gene Ontology annotation, cellular component: extracellular region. NCBI's taxonomy places the organism in Eukaryota, Metazoa, Chordata, Mammalia, Artiodactyla, Hippopotamidae. Gene Ontology annotation, molecular function: endopeptidase inhibitor activity. The record is from RefSeq and is a predicted model, not a curated record.
AUGGUGCCUACCAUUUUUCUGAGCACCUUUUUGUUUCAUUUUACUGUUUCUGCAGCUUUGAAACCGCAAUAUAUCCUGUGGGUCUCCUCUGUGAUACAGAGUCAUUCUACAGAACAAGCUUGUCUCCACCUUUUAAACCUUAAUGAAUCUGUGUCCUUGAGUGUUGGCUUAGAAUAUGAUGGCUCCAAUACCACGAUUUUUGACAAGUCUGUGGAAGAGGAUAACUUCUAUGCUUGUGCAAAUUUUGAGGUUUCUCACAAGUCCUCUGAACAGAUGGCUUUUGUGACACUGUUGGUUAAGGGAAACACUCUUAAAAUCUUUGAGAGGAGAUCUGUAGCGCUCGCUUCAGAAGAGACAGUGACCUUUGUGCAGACAGAUAAACCCAUCUAUAAACCUGGAGAGAAUGGUAAGUCAAUAUUUAUGUUUCCUUCUUAUCUUAAAGCUCGUGUUGUGACACUGGAUACUAAGUUCACACCUAUCAAGGAUGUGUAUCCCUUGAUCACACUUCAGGAUCCUCAAAACAAUAGGAUCUUUCAAUGGCAAAAUGUGACUUCUUUUCAAAAUAUUACCGAAGUCUCAUUCCAAUUGAUUUCAGAACCACUGUUUGGAGAUUACUCUAUUGUUGUGAAAGAAAAAUCAGGAAAGAUGUUGACACACCAGUUUACUGUUAAUAGAUACGUGUUGCCCAAGUUUGAAGUUAAGGUCAGUGCACCACAAACAGUAACUAUUUCAGAUGAUGAAUUCCGAGUUGGUGCAUGUGCUAAGUAUACCUUUGGCCAACCUGUGCAAGGAAAAUCCCAAAUCCGGGUGUGCAGGGAAUUUUUUUCCUCUGAGAAUUGUGAGGAAGAUGAGAAUAAAAUAUGUGAACAAUUUGUUGCACAGUUGAGAAAUGGUUGUGUUUCUCAAACUGUAAAUACAAAAGUCUUCCAACUCCGCCGUUCUGGACUUUUCAUGUCAUUUCAUAUCACUGCAACUGUUACAGAAAUUGGUACAGGUGUGCAGAUCAGUGAAAAGUCUUCUGUUUUUAUCACUCAAGUGCUUGGAAGUGUGAGCUUCGAGAACAUGGACCGUUUCUAUAGAAGAGGAAUUUCUUAUUUUGGAACUCUUAAAUUUUCCGGUCCUGAUAAUGUACCGAUGGUGAACAAGUUAUUGCAGUUGGAGCUCAAUGGCAGAUUUGUAGGAAAUUACACAACAGAUGAGAACGGUGAAGCUCAGUUUUCCAUUGAUACUUCAGAUAUAUUUGACCCGGAGUUCAGCCUGAAAGCAUCAUAUAUCCGACCCAAGAGCUGCUACCUUCCCAGCUGGUUAACACCAGAUUACCAGGAUGGUCAUUUCUUAGUCCAACGCUUUUACUCGCGAACCAACAGCUUCCUGAUGAUUGAGCCUGAACCCAAGCAGCUUAGAUGCGAUCAAGAAAAGAUUGUUACUGUGCAUUACUCCCUAAACAGUGAAGCAUACAGGGAUGAUUCAAACCUUAACUUCUUCUAUCUGGUAAGUCUCAGUGGUGAGCCAGGAAACUCCUGGCACUGGAUCUGCUGUACCUCUCCUAUUUACACAGCCUGGAAGGGAAACUUCUCCUUCCCGAUCAUCAUCAGUGCUGAUCUGGCUCCAGUGGCCGUCAUGCUUGUCUACACCCUUCACCCCAGUGGGGAAAUUGUAGCUGACAGUGUCAGAUUCCAGGUGGACAAGUGCUUUAAAAACAAGGUUAGCAUAAAAUUCUCAAAGGAGCAGGGGCUACCUGGCUCCAGCACUGGUCUCCAUCUUCAGGCAGCCCCUGACUCGGUCUGUGCCCUCCGGGCUGUGGACAGGAGUGUUCUCCUACUGAAAUCAGAACAACAGCUGUCAGCUGAACAAGUGUACAGUUUGCUUCCAAAUACAGAACUAUAUGGUUAUUUCUAUCGUGGUCUCGACCUUGACGAUGGCAGGCUAGACCCUUGCAUUCCUCAGAAAGAUAUGUUUUACAAUGGUUUGUAUUAUAUACCUGUCAGCAACCACAGGGAUGGAGACACCUAUGACGUUGUCAAGGAUAUGGGUCUGAAAGUUUUUACCAAUCUCCAUCACCGGAAACCAGAAGUAUGUUCAACAGGGCGAAGUCUGCCAUUGCAUCUGGAAUUAGGAGGAUAUGCAUCCAUGUAUAGCGCCCCAAGGAGAAUUGCAUGUGGAAAUGACAAUUUUGACUAUGUAGAACAGCCUACAAUUGAAACAGUAAGAACAAACUUUCCAGAAACAUGGAUUUGGGACCUUGUCAGUGUUGACUCCUCAGGUUCAGCAAAUCUUUCAUUUGUCAUCCCUGAUACCAUAACCCAAUGGGAGGCCAAUGGCUUCUGUGUGAAUGGUGAGGCUGGAUUUGGCAUUUCAUCAAAGACUACUCUGGAAGUCUCCCAACCUUUCUUUGUUGAAAUGACCUUCCCCUCUUCAGUUGUUCAAAAUGAACAAUCUGAUUUGAUUGUCAAUGUCUUCAGCUACCUGAAUACAUGUGUAGAGAUUUUUGUUCAGCUGGAAGCAUCCCAGGAUUUUGAGGCAAAUAUCAGCACCCCUAAAGACAAUAACGGUGAGAUUAUCCAAGCUGGAGAGAAGAAGACAUAUGUCUGGACUCUUAUACCUAAGAAGUUGGGUAAAGUGAAUAUCACUGUAGUUGCUGAGUCCAAACAAAGUAGUACUUGCCCCAGUGAAGCACCUGAGAAGCAGAAUCUAAAUUGGAAAGAUACUGUAAUCAGAAGUUUGUUGGUAGAGCCUGAAGGUAUUGAAAAUGAGGUGACUCAAAGUUUCCUUAUCUGUACACAAGGCACCACAGCCUCCAGACAGGUAGUUUUGGAUUUGCCAAACAAUGUAGUAGAAGGAUCAGCCAGAGCUUUUUUCACUGUUGUGGGGGAUAUUCUAGGACUUGCAAUGCAGAAUCUGGAGAAUCUUCUCCAAAUGCCCCAUGGAGGUGGAGAGCAGAACAUUGCCCUACUAGCAUCUGAUACCUAUAUCCUUGACUAUCUGAAAUCUACUAAACAAUUGACAGAGGAAGUUAAAUCUAAAGCUUUAUUUUUCUUAUCUAAUGGUUAUCAGAAGCAAUUGUCUUUCAAAAACUCUGAUGGUUCCUAUAGAGUGUUUUGGUGGAAGAAUCAGGAAGGAAGCAUAUGGCUCAGUGCCCUUACUUUUAAGACAUUAGAGGGAAUGAAGAAAUAUGUUUUCAUUGAUGAACUAGUUCAAAAGAAGACACUGAUCUGGCUUUCAAGCAAACAGAAAAUAGAUGGCUGCUUUAAAAGUGAUGGCAAGCUUUUCAACAACGCCUGGGAGGUCGGAGAUGAAGAGGACGUUCUACUCACUGCCUAUAUCGUUGCCGCAUUCCUUGAAGCCGGUCUCAGUCUUGCUUUUCCCGCUCUACGAAAUGGGCUCUUUUGCUUAGAGGAAGCCUUGAAAAAUGGUGUCACAAAUGGCUAUAACCAUGCAGUUCUGGCUUAUGCUUUGGGAUUAGCUGGAAAAGAGGAGCAAGUGGAAUCCUUACUGCAGACCCUGGAUCAAUCUGCUACAAAGAGAAACAACAUGAUAUAUUGGGAAAGAGAGAAGAAACCUGAGACAGACGUAUCCCCAUUCAUUAUGCCUCGGGCACCUUCUGCUGAGAUGGAGAAGACUUGCUACGUGCUGCUGGCUGUCAUUUCCCGGAAAAAUCCUGACCUGACCUAUGCUAGUAAGAUUGUGCAGCGGCUUGCCCAGCAAAUGAAUUCUCACGGAGGCUUCUCUUCUCCCCAGGACACUCCUGUCUGCCUUCUUGCCAUAACCCGCUACAUGAAUUUAACCUUCUCUGAUGAUCAAAACACUGUCACCUUAAGCAGUGAAGAAUCCAAUGAGAUUUUCCUAGUGAACAGUAACAACCGCUUACUGGUCCAACGUUCAGAACUAACAAAAGCACAUGGACAAUACACAGUAGAUGUGGAAGGACAAGGUUGUACAUUUAUCCAGGCUACCCUGAGGUAUAAUGUGCUACUACCUAAGAAGGAAUCUGGAUUUUCCCUUUCUUUGGAAAUGGUAAAGAAAAACUCUUCAGCUAUAUUCCACAGUAAUUUUGACCUGACAGUAACCCUCAAAUAUACUGGAAUUCACAGUAACUCCAACAUGGCCCUUGUUGAUGUAAAAAUGCUAUCAGGCUUUACUCCUGUCAUAUCAUCCAUUGAGGAGCUUGAAAGCAAUGGCCGAGUAAUGAAGAGUGAAGUCAAGAAUAACCAUGUUCUUUUCUACCUAGAAAAUGUUUCAAGUACAACAAAGAAUUUCACCUUCUCUGUUGAACAAAUCAACCAUGUGCUCAACAUUCAGCCAGCCCCCGUCAUGGUCUAUGAUUAUUAUGAAAAAGAUGAAUAUGCCCUUGCUUUUUACAACAUCGACAAUGCUUCUGCUUCCCAGUGA